This is a messenger RNA of Colletotrichum acutatum, 1515 nucleotides long. Its product is annotated as mannitol dehydrogenase domain-containing protein. Bases 1 to 1515 code for a protein of 504 amino acids. NCBI's taxonomy places the organism in Eukaryota, Fungi, Ascomycota, Sordariomycetes, Glomerellales, Glomerellaceae. The record is from RefSeq and is a predicted model, not a curated record. The transcript has a single exon. Gene Ontology annotation, molecular function: mannitol dehydrogenase activity.
AUGCCUCACAGCACGGAAUGCCUUAAGCUCACCAGCAACAGCCUGUCGUCAAUCUCCUCUCAGGAGGGCAAGCAGACCGUAAAGGUCCCCACUUACGACCGCAGCGUCGUCAAGGAGGGCAUCGUCCACGUCGGAGUCGGCGGCUUCCACAGAGCUCAUCUCGCUGUCUACAUCGACCGCCUUCUCCAGAAGCACGAUGAGCGCGACUGGGCCAUUUGCGGCGUCGGCCUCCGGCCCAAUGACGCCGCUAUGCGCGACGUCCUGAGCGCCCAGGACCACCUCUACACACUCAUCGAGCGCUCAGCAAAGGGCAGUAACGCCAGCGUCAUUGGCAGCAUCAACUCGUUCCUCUUCGCGCCCGACGACCGCGAGGCCGUCAUCGCUAAGAUGGCUCACCCCGACACCAAGAUCGUGUCCCUGACCAUCACUGAGAGCGGCUACUACUACUACGAGAACACUCACCAGCUGCAAUCGGAGCACCCCGACAUCCAGCACGACCUGGCCAACGAGGACCAGCCCAUCAGCAUCUUUGGCUUCCUCUACGCCGCGCUCGCCAGGCGUCACGCCAACGGCCAGAAGCCCUUCACCGUCCUCUCCUGCGACAACAUGCAGAAGAACGGCUCCAUCACCCGCUCCAUGCUCGAGUCCUUCGCCCGCCUCAAGAACCCAGAGAUCGCCGCAUGGAUCGCCGAAAAGGGCGGCUUCCCCAACGCCAUGGUCGACCGCAUCACUCCCAGCACCUCCCAGAACGACAUCAAGUCGCUCGCAGAGGUCUUUGGCAUCGAGGACGGCUGGCCCGUCGUCACCGAGCCCUUUAUGCAGUGGGUCGUUGAGGACAAGUUCUGCGACGGCCGCCCGCCCUUUGAGAAGGUCGGCGUCCAGAUCGUCGAAGGCGUCCACGAGGUCGAGCAGUUCGAGAAGCACAAGCUCCGUCUCCUCAACGCCUCGCACUCCGCCAUGGCCUACCCCGGCCAGCUCGCCGGCUUCAAGUACGUCCACGAGGUCAUGGAGCACCCCAUCUACCGCAAGUUCGUGUGGCAGAUGAUGCAGGAGGAGGUGAAGCCCCUGCUUCCCGAGAUCCCCGGCGUCGACAUUGACGAGUACUGCAACACUCUCAUGGAGCGCUUCUCCAACCCCACCAUCAUGGACCAGAUCCCCCGUGUCGCUCUCGGCGCAUCCGGCAAGAUCCCGCAGUUCAUCAUGCCCUCCAUUGCCGAGCAGAUCUGGACCACGGGCCCCUUCCGCCGCCUGUGCUUCGUCGCCGGCGCCUGGUUCCGCUACAUCAACGGCGUCGACGACGAGGGCAAGACCUUCACUGUCGACGACCCGAUGCGCGAGGAGCUCCAGGCCCUGGCAAAGGCCGGCGGCAACGACCCGCGCCAGCUGCUCAGCGUCAGGAUCCUGUUCGGUGACGACUUGCGCGGCGACCAGCGCUUCAUUGAUGAGGUCACCAAGGCCAUGGAGCUCAUCGCCAAGGAUGGCGUGAUGGCCACCAUUCCCAAGUACGUUGAUUAA